Sinocyclocheilus anshuiensis is the source of this 1948-nucleotide messenger RNA. RefSeq names its product F-box only protein 21-like. The record is from RefSeq and is a predicted model, not a curated record. Gene Ontology annotation, molecular function: protein binding; DNA binding. Bases 21 to 1802 code for a protein of 593 amino acids. NCBI's taxonomy places the organism in Eukaryota, Metazoa, Chordata, Actinopteri, Cypriniformes, Cyprinidae. The transcript is spliced from 12 exons.
CAUCGGAGUAAACAGAAAAGAUGGCGACGCCAUACACGGGAGAUCGGGUUUUAGGGACAAACGCUGUUAUUUCAGAGAGUUUCGCCAAACGGUUAACCGAUUUACCGGCGGAAUUAUUAGAGCAUAUAUUGUGCUUCCGCGUUCUAAACCAUAUCGACAUUUGCAACGUUUCCUGCACGUGCAAGAGGCUGCAUGACGUGUGCCAUGGCAGGGGAAAGGUCUGGGCGCAUCAGUACAAACUCAGGUGGCCCAGGCUGCAGAGAUUUUAUCAGCAAAAUGAGUCAUACGAUUGGCUGAAAGAAUUCAAAACCCGGCACGUGGUUGGUCAACAGAUAAGAAGAACAGUAGAGUCUAUUUCCAAGAGGUUCUUCACAGAAGUUCCUUGCGUUGGUCAGGUUCUUGGAGACAGCUUUGCGGAAAUCGAUUCUCUUGGUGCUCCAGAACACUUCUGUGAGGAUGAGCUGCUUGGCAUUUUGAACUCGGACAAAAGGAAAUGUUUGACACUUAAGUACUAUGCGAAGAAAAUCCUGUACUUCCUCCGGCAGCAGAACAUUCUGAGGAAUUUGAAGGUUUUCCUUGAGAGACCACCAGAACAACAAUCAGCCCUUGAAGGUGCUGUUUUGAUCGAUCAGUAUUGCAACCCUCUGGCUGAUAUCACUCUUGAGAGCAUAUCUGCGCAGAUAGAAGAAAUCACUGACAAGGUGAAGAAGUAUCUACGAGUAAAAAGUGCCACACACCCAAGUCUACGAGCCAGUCAAGGUGACUGCUUUGUUCUGGAAAACCUGGAGUUUCAAAGGCAAGUCAUAUGUGCUCUGAAUGCUGUGCUGUAUGACCAGCUGCAGUACAAGGGCAAUGAGCGUGACUACUACAAUCCACUCAACUCAUACAUACAUCAGGAUGAGAGUGAGGACAUCUACGACUAUGUAUACAUUGACACGUUUGGGAAAGGAAAGCAGCUGGCUGCUAAAGAGUGUGAGAAUCUGAUCCGACACCAGGUGGGAGCAGAUUACUACAGCGCUAUAAGCACCGGCGAGCUGCUGCUGCGGAUGGUGGGAAACCUACUUAACAUCGGCAAAAGAGGGGAAGGGAAUGAGAAAUCAUAUCAGCUCUUGCGGGACUCGCUGGAUCUCUACCUCACUAUCAACCCUGAUAAUGUGCAGUAUCUUCUGCUGCAAGCCCGUCUCUACUUCCACCUGGGCAUCUGGCCUGAGAAAGUGUUGGAUAUUCUACAGCAUAUCCAGGCUCUAGACCCGACUCAGCACGGAGCGGUCGGGUAUCUGGUGCAGCAUACGCUCGAGCACAUCCAGCAUAAGAGGCACCCGGUAGAGCCGGAGGUGAAGAGACGCAGCGCGCCUGAGCACAGGGAUGUACAGUACUCUGUAGGCCUCAUCAUGAAACAUAAGAGGUCAGGCUACAACUGCGUUAUCUACGGGUGGGACCCUAAAUGCACCAUGAGUCAGGAGUGGAUUAACACUAUGAGGGUCCAUCAGCUGUCUAAGGGGGCUGAUCAGCCAUUCUACAACGUCUUAGUGCAGGAUGGGACAUGUAGAUAUGCUGCGCAAGAGAAUCUGGAGCCUCACUCCGCCCCGCUGGAGAUCGCUCACCCUGAGGUCGGCCGCUACUUCACCGAGUUCUCUGACACACACUACAUCGCUAAUGAAGAGCUCCAGGCGCGUUACCCAGAGGACAUGUGCAAGACCCACAGGACUGUAGAGGAGCUCUACCACGGUCUCAACCCCAACUCAGGGCAGUCACCGGAGCCCACCGCCAACUUCCAGGACCACGAUUUGUUAGAUCCGUAGAGAAGAAUGCCACCUCCUUGCCUCCCUCCCCACUAUAGAUGCGUAAUGUCAUUCACUUUCUCCUGAACUGUUACAACUGUUAAGGGACUGGAGUUAAGGGACAAGUUAAAGGAAUAGUUCACCCAAAAAUGAAAAUUUGCUGAACA